Molecule: messenger RNA, 318 nt
Organism: Didymodactylos carnosus
Lineage: Eukaryota; Metazoa; Rotifera; Eurotatoria; Philodinida; Philodinidae
Source: the annotation of a GenBank genome assembly
AUGCACAACCGUCACACUGCCACACGAUUAUAUGUAUGUACAUCCAUCACACCAACUGGUCACUAUAUUUUUUAUAUUCGAGAUGAUAUUUCAUAUCAAUUGCCAGGAAAAGGUGAUACGAUUAUAGCCAAAGAUGAUUUAGGUAAUAUAACAACUUAUCGAAAACGACUUUUGUUUUAUAAUUUAUGUGAAAAUUAUGAAUUGUUUACAGAGGAAAAUAAAAAUGUUAAUUUAAAUCGUUCUGUUUUUGCUGUAUUAAGACCUCCAUUUGUCGUUCCACAAGCUUCUUUGGCUCAUCGAAUUUGUGUUUAUUUAUAG